Ilyonectria robusta is the source of this 2970-nucleotide messenger RNA. Its product is annotated as glycosyl hydrolase family 47-domain-containing protein. Gene Ontology annotation, molecular function: mannosyl-oligosaccharide 1,2-alpha-mannosidase activity; calcium ion binding. Gene Ontology annotation, cellular component: Golgi membrane; endoplasmic reticulum. NCBI's taxonomy places the organism in Eukaryota, Fungi, Ascomycota, Sordariomycetes, Hypocreales, Nectriaceae. The record is from RefSeq and is a predicted model, not a curated record. Gene Ontology annotation, biological process: carbohydrate metabolic process; N-glycan processing. The transcript has 3 exons. Bases 1 to 2970 code for a protein of 989 amino acids.
AUGCCUCGUCGACGGUAUCGCCUCUUUACACUCUGCGCCGUCUUCAUCGUCUUCCUUCUCUACCGCACUCUCCAGACCUCGUGGGCCCAGUCCGCCGACUCCUACGACUCCCUCCACUCUCCUCCCAAAUCGCCGGUCCAACCCCUCGCUGGCGGCGGUGAUGAUUCGACAGACCUGUCCGGACACGCUUCCCCUCCGCUGUUAGCGGACGAACAGGACGCGGCGGAGAAGCAUCUAUACGGCGAUUCCAAGGCCAAAGAUACUGAAGUCAAGGAUACUGAAGUCAAGGACACGUCCGAAUACGACGGCUCCUCCGACUCGGCCAGCGGCGAUGGAAGCUCGGCGCCCCCCAGCAAGCCGGCCGCAAAAGACGAAGAACCUGUCAAAGAGGCAGUUCCCGAAGUCCCCAAGGUCCAUUGGACCGAUCCUCCCGUCAAUAAUCACAACAUGGAACAUCCUGCCGAAGACGCGGAAGAGCUGGCUCAACACUGGGUCAGGCCCAAGGAGAACUUCCCCCUCCCCUCGGCCUCCCUGAUCCCGAUCCCCACGGGAAUCCCCAAGCAGAUCCCCAAGGUCCAGUACGACUUCGACCCCGAGUCUGACCAGGCCAAGGCAACACGCCUGAAGCGCCAGGCCCGUGUCAAGGUCGAGCUGGAGCGCGCCUGGUCGGGCUACCGCAAGUACGCCUGGAUGCACGACGAGCUGUCUCCCCUCUCCAAUGGGUACCGCGAUCCCUUUUGCGGCUGGGCUGCUACCUUGGUCGAUUCUCUUGAUACCCUCUGGAUUGCCGACAUGAGGGAUGAGUUCGACGAGGCAGCCACCGCUGUCGCCAAGAUUGACUUUACUUUUACCCCCAAGAAUGACAUUCCUGUCUUCGAGACUACGAUUCGCUACCUGGGAGGUCUGCUCGCCGCCUACGACGUCAGUGGAGGCGCUGAGGGCAAGUAUCCCAUUCUUCUCCAAAAAGCCACUGAGCUCGCCGAGAUCCUGAUGGGUAUGUUUGACACCCCGAAUCGCAUGCCCAUCUUGUACUACGUGUGGCGACCUCCUUACUCUUCGGAGCCUCACCGCGCCGGCUCUGUCGGCAUUGCCGAACUGGCCACCCUCUCUCUGGAGUUCACCCGCCUUGCGCAGCUCACGGGUGCAGCGAAGUACUAUGAUGCCAUUGAUCGCAUCACCGAUGCCCUGGUGCUUAUGCAGGCGGAGGGCCACACCCAUAUUCCUGGUCUGUUCCCCGAGCGCAUCGAUGCUUCGGGCUGUAACAAGACAGCAACCACCCUCAGGGACACGCUCAGUAAGGAGGCUCAGAAGCAGAUAGACUCGCACGAACUAGAUGUGCCACCGAAAGGCUUCCAAACCGAGCCUGAGGCCAACUCUGAAGCCAAGUCUGAGUCCAAGUCUGAGUCCAAGCCCGACAUGAAGCUGAACGCCAGAGCCGUGAUUCCUCCCCCUAACCCCGAUGCUGAAAAGAGCCAGGAAAGUGGCUCGGACAAUUCAUUGGGCCCUGUUUACGCUCCCUCUAGUAAUGAGGAGGCAGAGGGCGAGACGAAGAACAUUGGCCGGGUAGGCCCUCUCUCGGCCGAUGGAUCUACCUCUAAGUGGGACUGUGUGCCCCAAGGUCUUAUGCCAGCUUCCUACGGAGGUGCACAAUACCACAUGGGAGGAGCCCAGGACUCGGCCUAUGAAUAUUUUCCCAAGCAAUACCUUCUGUUGGGUGGCCUCGAGUCCAAGUAUCAGAAGCUUCAUGAAGACACCAUCGACGCAAUCAACGAUCGACUGCUGUAUAGGCCUAUGGUCGAUGGCAAAGAGUGGGAUAUUCUGCUUCCUACCAAGCUCUCCCUAGUUGGGAGAAGUGAGACCAAGUUCACUACGUCGUAUGAAAUGGCCCACUUGACAUGCUUCAUUGGUGGAAUGUACGGCUUGGGCGGCAAGAUCUUUGGAAGACCCAAGGAUAUCGAGACGGCCAAGCAGCUCACCGAUGCCUGCGUGUGGGCUUACCAGUCUACGGCCACGGGCGUCAUGCCGGAGUUUGCCCAUCUGGCUCCUUGUCCCACGUUGGAAAAGUGCGAAUUCAACCAGACUUACUGGUACGAGUUGCUGGAUGGGUCCAUGGAAUGGAGGAAGAAGGAGUUGGCCAAGUGGGAGAAGGCCGCGGCCGAGGCCGAUAAGGAGCAAGUGAAUAAGGAGGCUGACGCCCUGAAGCAACAGGCCGCAAGGAAUGCCGAGGCCGUAAAGAAUGCUCAGCUCGCAAAGGAAGACGACGCUGAAGAUUCAAGCAAGAAGGCAGACCCCAUCAACCGAUUAGACGACUUGAGCACUAGCUCUGAGUCGGAACUCAAGCCCAAGGAGAAGUCCAAGUUGAUAAAGAGGGCAGGUAUUCCGAUGCCAGAAUUGGACCUUGAAUUGUCCGCCCCGAAGGGUGAGGCUGGCUCUGAGCUUCCAGCGUCCCUCAAGAAGAAACUCGGCAUGGACAACACCAGAUGGGCGGAUAAGGAGGUGGAGAAGGAGGCAGAGAAAGAGACGGAUUUAGAAGAGGAGUAUAGUGCCCCACCGCCAUCCAAGGUCAACUUGGGUACCAAGCCGAUGACCCAUGAGGAGUACGUGGAGAGCAAGUUGAAGAGGGAAAAGUUGCCUUCGGGAUACACAAGCAUCGAUACCCCGGCGUACAUUCUUCGACCUGAGGCUAUCGAGUCUGUUUGGUACAUGUACCGCAUCACCGGCGAUCCCGAGUGGAUGGAUAAGGGCUGGAAGAUGUUUGAGGCGACCAUCGCGGUAACGCGGACUGAAUUCUCCCACAGCGCCAUCUACGACGUCAUGGAGACAGGGGGCGGCCUCAAGGACGAGAUGGAGAGCUUCUGGAUCGCCGAGACGCUCAAGUACUACUACCUCCUCUUCUCCGGGCCGGACCUCAUCAGCCUCGACGAGUGGGUCCUCAACACCGAGGCCCAUCCUUUCAAGAGGCCUACUUAG